Phalaenopsis equestris is the source of this 2865-nucleotide messenger RNA. RefSeq names its product aminopeptidase M1. NCBI's taxonomy places the organism in Eukaryota, Viridiplantae, Streptophyta, Magnoliopsida, Asparagales, Orchidaceae. Gene Ontology annotation, biological process: proteolysis; peptide catabolic process. The transcript has 19 exons. Gene Ontology annotation, molecular function: metalloaminopeptidase activity; peptide binding; zinc ion binding. The record is from RefSeq and is a predicted model, not a curated record. Gene Ontology annotation, cellular component: cytoplasm. The coding region runs from base 67 to 2712 and encodes 881 amino acids.
UCCAGACGAAACCAUCAUACAACGAUCCAUAUAGACGGCAUCGGUUGCCCGGAGGGAAACAUAGCAAUGGCGGAAUCACAGAACCUGGAGCAGUUCAAAGGGCAAGCUCGCCUACCCAAAUUCGCUAUCCCAAAGCGAUACGACAUCUUCCUCAAGCCUGAUCUUGAUGCAUGCAAGUUCACCGGUACCGUCGAGAUCGCCGUCGAUGUGGUUGAGGAUACGCGGUUCCUGGUCCUCAAUGCCGCCGAGCUCACCGUGGAGAAUCAGUCGGUCUGGUUCAGUGGUCAUGGCUAUUCUGAGGUAUUGCGUCCGUCAGAGAUUACCAUAGUUGAAAAUGAUGAAAUACUGGUGCUUUUGUUUAGUGAUGUUCUUCCACACGGGGAAGGAUUUUUGUGGAUUGGAUUUGAAGGAACCCUAAAUGAUCGAAUGAAAGGAUUUUACAGAAGUGUUUACAAGCAUAAUGGUGAGAAUAAGAAUAUGGCGGUGACCCAGUUCGAGCCCGCCGAUGCGAGACGCUGCUUCCCUUGUUGGGAUGAACCUGCAUUCAAGGCUUCAUUCAAGAUAAUUUUGGAAGUACCUUCUGAUCAUGUAGCAUUGUCAAAUAUGCCUGUUACUAAAGAAGAAGUCAACGGGAAUGUGAAGAAGCUAUAUUACCAGGAAUCUCCCAUUAUGUCUACUUAUUUGGUUGCUGUUGUUGUGGGCUUGUUUGAUUUUGUAGAGGCCUCCACAACUGAUGGGAUUAAUGUUCGAGUCUAUUGUCAAGUGGGUAAAAGCAAUCAAGGAAAAUUUGCUUUGGAUGUAGCUGUGAAAACAUUAGAUCUUUAUAAAGAGUACUUUGCAGUUCCAUAUCCACUUCCUAAACUUGACAUGAUUGCCAUUCCGGAUUUUGCUGCUGGCGCCAUGGAGAACUAUGGUUUAGUGACUUAUAGAGAAACGGCUCUUCUCUAUGAUGAACGCCAUUCAGCUGCUGCAAAUAAGCAAAGGGUGGCAACCGUCGUUGGGCAUGAAUUGGCACAUCAGUGGUUUGGCAAUCUUGUCACCAUGGAAUGGUGGACUCAUUUAUGGCUUAAUGAGGGAUUUGCGACAUGGGUUAGUUAUUUAGCAGCAGAUUCCAUAUUUCCUGAAUGGAAAAUCUGGACACAAUUUCUUGAUGACACUGUUUCAGGCCUUCGCCUGGAUGCACUUGCGGAAUCACAUCCUAUUGAGGUUGAUAUAAAUCACGCUAAUGAGAUUGAUGAAAUUUUUGAUGCAAUUAGUUACCUAAAAGGAGCCUCUCUGAUCCGAAUGUUGCAAUGUUUCCUUGGUGCUGAGUGUUUUCAGAAAUCGUUGGCUUCAUAUGUGAAAAGAUUUGCUUAUUCCAAUGCAAAGACCGAAGACUUGUGGAAUGUUCUAGAGGAGGGCUCAGGUGAACCAGUAAAAAUUUUGAUGAAUUCAUGGACUAAGCAGCAGGGUUAUCCAGUUGUUGAUGUGACCUUGAGGGAUGGAAAAUUGGAGCUUAAACAGUCCCUUUUUCUGGCAAGUGGUUCUCCAGGAGUUGGGGAGUGGAUUGUUCCUAUCACAAUGUGUUGUGGCUCAUAUGAAACUACAAAAAAGUUUCUUCUACAAACAAAAUCAGAGUUAAUUAAUGUUUCUCAACUUCUCGAUUCAUCAAUCACUAAUACUGGAGAAAAGGCUGGAUGCUUUUGGAUCAAAUUCAAUGUUGAUCAGACAGGUUUCUAUAGGGUGAAAUAUAAUGGCGAACUUGAAACUGGAAUCAGAUAUGCAAUAGAAAACAACAAACUAUCUGCAACAGACAGAUUCGGGAUCUUGGAUGAUUCAUAUGCACUAUGCAUGGCUUCCAAGCAGAAUUUGUCAUCAUUGCUCUCUUUAAUGACCGCUUAUAGAGAAGAACCUGAGUAUACUGUCACUUCUCACUUAAUCACAGUGAGUUACAAGGUAAUAUACAUGAUAGCUGAUGCCAGUCCUGAGUUGUCUGCCGACAUCAAGCAAUUUGUAAUUAGUCUCCUCCAGCAUUCUGCAGAGAGAUUAGGUUGGGACCCAAAAGAGGGCGAGAGCCAUUUGGACGCAAUGUUAAGAGGAGAAAUCUUGAGUGCUUUAGCUAAAUUUGGACAUCCUGCAACUCAUGAUGAAGCGUUGAAGCGCUUUAAUGCUUUCUUGAAUGAUAGGGAUACCUUGCUCCUUCCUCCUGAUACCAGACAUGCUGCUUAUGUUGCUGUCAUUCGAGCUGUUGAUAAGACAAAUAAAUACGGAUAUGACUCUCUUCUAAAACUUUAUAGAGAAACUGAUUUAAGCCAAGAGAAAACCCGAAUAUUAAGCUGUUUGGCAUCUUCCCCUGACCCAGACAUUGUUUCCGAAGCUUUAAACUUUGUCCUUUCGUCAGAGGUGAGGAAUCAAGAUGCAGUUUUUGGGCUCUCAGGAAUUAGCUUGGAAGGACGAGAAGUUGCAUGGAAGUGGUUGAAGGAAAACUGGGACUACAUCUCAAAGACUUGGGGAUCUGGGUUUUUGCUUACACGUUUUGUUAGCAGCAUCGUUUCUUCGUUCACUUCUGAUGAGAAGGCAAACGAAAUCGAGGCAUUUUUCGCGACCCGAAUCACACCUGGCAUCUCCAGAACCUUGAAGCAGAGCCUUGAAAGAGUUAGGAUUAAUGCCAACUGGGUCAGAAGUAUCAGGAAGGAGGAUUCGCUUGCUACUGCUAUAAAGGAGUUGGUUUGAAGUAUUGGUGCGCAGCAAUGUUUUUUUUCUUUCCCUUUACAGUUCUAAACUUCAUAAGCUUCAAAACUGGGGGAAUUGAUUUCUAUUUCAUCUAUUAUCUAUUGUCAUGUUAAAACAAUAAAUUAUAAAAACUUUUUUUUUCAUAUUUUCAUG